Molecule: messenger RNA, 1026 nt
Organism: Hibiscus syriacus
Lineage: Eukaryota; Viridiplantae; Streptophyta; Magnoliopsida; Malvales; Malvaceae
Product: phosphatidylinositol N-acetylglucosaminyltransferase subunit A-like
Exons: 6
Coding region: 118-1026 (302 amino acids)
Biological process (GO): GPI anchor biosynthetic process
Cellular component (GO): glycosylphosphatidylinositol-N-acetylglucosaminyltransferase (GPI-GnT) complex
Molecular function (GO): phosphatidylinositol N-acetylglucosaminyltransferase activity
Source: RefSeq, a predicted model, not a curated record
GAAUACAUUCCCAACUUUUAUGGAACAUUUCCAAUAAUAAGGACUAUACUUCUUUGAGAAAAGAUAUCACUUGUGCAUGGUCAUCAAGCCUUUUCUACUCUAUGCCACGAGACUUUGAUGCACUCACGUACCAUGGGAUACAAGGUUGUAUUUACUGAUCAUUCAUUGUAUGGUUUUGCUGAUGUGGGAAGCAUCCACAUGAACAAGUUUCUGCAGUUUACUUUAGCAGAUGUAACCCGGGCCAUUUGUGUUUAUUAUACAAGCAAGGAAAAUACAGUGCUACGGUCGGGUUUGCUGCCAGAAAAGGUUUUUGUAAUACCUAAUGCUGUGGACACAGCUAUGUUCAAGCCUGCUCAAGUGCGCCUUGGCCGUGAUGAAAUUGUUGUUGUUGUGAUAAGUAGGUUGGUUUAUCGGAAGGGUGCAGAUUUACUUGUGGAAGUCAUUCCAGAAGUUUGCCGUUUGUAUCCCAAUGUUCGUUUCAUUGUUGGUGGAGAUGGACCUAAACGAGUGCGGUUGGAAGAGAUGAGAGAAAAACAUUCUCUUCAAGAUCGAGUAGAGAUGUUGGGGGCUGUACCACAUGCUUCUGUAAGAUCUGUGCUGAUUUCUGGCCACAUAUUCUUAAACAGUUCUUUAACUGAAGCUUUCUGCAUAGCCAUAUUGGAGGCUGCAAGUUGUGGACUGUUUACUGUCAGUACACGAGUAGGAGGUGUUCCGGAGGUUUUACCAGAUGACAUGAUAGUACUUGCUGAACCAGAUCCAAGUGACAUGGUACAUGCAAUUAGGAAGGCAAUAUCUAUCCUUCCUAAUAUUGAUCCGCAGGUUAUGCACGAUCAUAUGAAGAGACUCUAUAAUUGGAAUGACGUGGCCAAAAGGAUCGAGAUAGUAUACAAUCGUGCUUUGAAAAGUUCUGAUCAGAGUCUCCUAGAACGGCUUUCAAGUGAAAGUAUUUUGUAUGAUGUUGAGUUUAUAAACAUGGAAACUUUCUUAAACCUGUUUGAUGUGGAAGGCCGGGAGAAUAUAAAUUGA